Molecule: messenger RNA, 4352 nt
Organism: Hippocampus comes (tiger tail seahorse)
Lineage: Eukaryota; Metazoa; Chordata; Actinopteri; Syngnathiformes; Syngnathidae
Gene: elf1
Product: E74-like ETS transcription factor 1
Exons: 9
Coding region: 773-2623 (616 amino acids)
Biological process (GO): regulation of transcription by RNA polymerase II; cell differentiation
Cellular component (GO): nucleus
Molecular function (GO): DNA-binding transcription factor activity, RNA polymerase II-specific; sequence-specific DNA binding
Source: RefSeq, a predicted model, not a curated record
ACCUGUGUUUACCUUCACCUCCUCCGUUGCAGGAGAAACCCGUCUAUCGUCUUUCUCGCAGCCCGCCCCUGUGGCUGUGUUCCUCCCAUCCCCCCCACCUUCUCUCCAUCCAAUCCCAGAGAAUGCACCUGAGCAGAUUUGCCUGCAGGGCUCCGCACCUAAGUGAAUGCUGAUUGGCCAGGUGCAGGCCGCCUGCCUGGGGGCCGCUCUCUACCAAUGGCGACGAGGCUGCGUGACUCAUAGGGAGAGGACGGCUCGCUUCACGACACUUCUCCUUUUUCUGCCUCCAACUCAUUCGUCGUCUUCUUUUUGUUUUUUUGUUUUUGUUUAUUUUAGCCGCCCCACUCCCCAACCCCUCACCUCAUCUUUCAGAUUGUUGGUGUGAGAAAGGUGUGGAGCGGGCCUCGGUUGGUUGUUGCAGACCUUCAGUUGUCGCUUAAAGGCUCUAUUUGGAUUAGUCCCCUCCACCUCGCCACCCACUUGUUUCGCCCCUUUUAUUUUUGACUUUUUCAUUGGUUGUAUUGACGUCACGGCUUGUUUUGAUGCUUUCCGCGAUGGAUAUGGUCACCUGCAUCCUGUUCAUUUGAGGUGUAGAUGCUUCAGGUGGAUCCCGAGCAGGACCAGGCUGCUUCCAGCAGGGCCAGGCCGAUCCUUUGAAUCUCAGCUCGUGGUCUCGAAAGAGACAGCCAGACAUUUUGCUUUGUGAAAGUCCGCUUUGGGCCUCUGUAAGGGGCGCUGUCCGUGCCGAGAAAGCGCCAGAGUGGCCACCGCCAUGACCACCGCUGUGCAACCCAAUGAACUGGUUUUUGAAUUUGCCAGUAACGGGAUGGAUGAAAUCAACCAGCUGGACGACCCGUCUGUGUUCCCCGCUGUGAUUGUGGAGCAGGUGCCCGCCACAGAUCUGCUGCAAGUGUACUCGGGCCUCGAGUCGGACGAGGUGACCAACGGCAUUAUGAUGGACAACACCAUGCACAUAGCCGAGGCGCCCUCCAUCCUAGUGGGAGGCGUGGACCUCUCAGAAACGGUCUCGGCCACUGAAGACAGCAUGGAGACAAAUGAGGCCGCCGCGGCUCUGCUCAACAUGGAGUCACCAAACAACAUAUUGGACGAGAAGCGCAUGUUUCACAACUAUGGUACUCUGCUGGAGUACCACAUGGAGAACGGCACCCUUGACAUGUCGCUGGAUGAGGACACCUCAUCCAUGGAUGAGAUCCCCCAAAAGUCUCCCUUGAAGCCACAGAAAAAAAACAAAGUGAGGAAGCCCCGGGCGGUGCGCUCAUGCUCCCCCAUCUCCACCCCGAACCUACCACUGAGGAAGAAGAACAAAGAGGGCAAAGGAAACACCAUCUAUCUGUGGGAAUUUCUCCUGGCCUUACUGCAGGACAAGAACACCUGUCCCAAAUACAUCAAGUGGACACAGCGGGAGAAAGGCAUCUUCAAGUUGGUUGACUCCAAGGCGGUCUCCAAGCUUUGGGGCAAACACAAGAACAAGCCCGACAUGAACUACGAGACCAUGGGACGAGCGCUCAGAUACUACUACCAGCGAGGCAUCUUGGCUAAGGUGGAAGGUCAGCGUCUGGUCUACCAGUUCAAGGAGAUGCCGACUGACCUGGUGGUGAUCGAGGACGAUGACGCGGGGUCUGACGGUUACAACGGGUAUGGCAACCAAAGGUCCGCCGGCGGGAGGUCUGUGGCUCGGGGGGGCUCCAGAGGGAAGGCUCACCAGCAGGUCAAGCAGAUGAAGAAAGAGCCCAUCGAGCAAUGUCUGCAGCAGGAAGUGCAGGGAGGACAAGCUGAGCAACUCCUGCAUAUACUGCAGGGUAACCAAGGGGCGGACAUGGCGCAGGCUUUGAGGGCCAUGAAUACUCCUGCUUCACUCCCGGUUGUCUUGACGUCUAAUAGUUCUCUCCCGUCUCUGCCCCUCACCACCGUUCUCCCCAACGGGGACUCCACUCACUACUCCCCCUCUCGCGUCCUCCUCCAGUCCAUGCCCCCCACCACCACCUCAGCCAAUGACGUGCUGAGCAUCCAGGCGGCCAACGGCCUGCAGGAGGGCCUCCCCCAGCAGCUGCUCGUCACCAACUUCGGAGCGUCUGCCAUCUCGUCCUCCUCCGCCACCUGCACAGUCCCCAUUUCCUCCACCUCGAGCCUCCCCCGCCUGCUCACAAUUAACACCACCUGCGGGCAGACCAUGGUGGCGCAGCAGCCCGGCACGGUCAUCGCCACCGUGCUGAAAUCGGGCGAUUUGUGUGGGCUGCAGGUUAAAGAGGAAAUGCUGGACUCCAGCUACUUCCAGUCCAUGGUCAACGGCGAUCCUUCCCUGGCCAGCACGUUCGCCAAGGAGGAGAUGGACGCCGGCGAGGCGGAGCUGCAGUACCGGACUGUGAUCAUCGACACCAGCCACACCCACGGUCUGGAGCUCGCCAGCGAGGCGGCCUUCAACGGACUCUCUUCCCAAAGCAGCAGCCCAUGUGAAGGCCUCACCCCCGUGGAGGAGCUGGAGGUGCGAGGGGAGAUGUCCCUGCAGUCCCAGCAGGCCAUCAAAAGCCUGCAGGAGCUGCCCCUGUCAGUGCAGCUGCCCGCAAACUUUAUCCAGAUAAAGACGGAGCCCGCGGAGGCCUGACAUGCUUUCUGCCGCCUCUUCUUUUUAAGCUCAACUGAAAACCAACACAAGGACCAAUUGGUGGACUUGACGGUGGUUGUUUUUAUUUUCUUCCACAUUGCUGCAGUCUGAUCCAGGAUCAGAUGUUGCUCCUCAAGGUUGCUCAAGUUCAGCCUCAGGAUUGAAUCGUUUACUCACUUCUUUGUGAUCAUGUGCCUAAAGAAAUGUAUCAAGGGAGUGUUGCGUAUUUUUUUUUAAAGAUGUCACAUUUCAGUUUUUGGGCGUGCAAAGAUAUUUACACACCAAACUCCUCCCUUACGGAGAACAGCCAUUGGAUGAAGCAGGGAUGCCUGUCUGCCAAAUGUGCCAGUUAGUCUGUUAUUGCCUUAAAUCUCAGUGGACUUGUAAAUGGUGAAAAAAAGAGGCUUGUCUAAGUCCAAACCAAAACAUGGGGGGCUGAAUACAAAACGGUGCAAGGAAAUUGGACUUUCCGGCUGAGGGAACGCCAGGAACCAACGUGCAUCAGUACAGGCCCUCACUGGCAAAAAGGAUUCUGAUGACUGCUUUUGGGACUUUCACCGGAACUAGUUUAUUUUUGUUAAAACCAAAAGGCAAAACAUGUCAGUACUUCCAAAAUGUGGAAAAGGGCAUUUGGAAAAUAACAAUUCUUGGUGCAGACUGGACACAAAGACAGAAAGAAUUCUAGAUAAAAUUUUUAUUUUGUAAUCAGCCUGGUGUUUUUGAGGCUGAAAUCCUGUUGAUAUGAGAUGGAAUAUGCAUGUGGUCUCUCACUGUAUAUACAAAUGAUAUAUGCUUGAGAUUCACCACGAAGGCCACUGCAAAUUUUAUUUAUUUUAUGAAUUUCUAAAUUCUGUAUAAAAAGGCACAUUUGUACUCUAUUUACAUGAGGGAAAAGACAAAGAAUACACACGCUUAGUACAGGAAGACCAAACUUUUAUUUUAUUUUUUCCAUAAAUAGAUAAACAACUUUUCUAUUUCCAUUGUUUCCGUUCCCCAAACAUGCUGUUGUACAUAUCCUGCUGUGUGUGUGUGUGUGUGUGUGUGUGUGUGUGUGUGUGUGUGUAUACGCUCUUUUCUUUCUGUUCAGCAAGCAUACUGUAGCUCUCAAGCAUUCGAAGCCUUCAAGAAUCAGUAUCAAAAUAAUCAGUCAGUAUCGGUAUAUAAAAGUCAUAUAUCAGUUUUCAGAGUUUCUUCUGGGCCAGUGCUGUUUUGUACAUUUUCACAUGCCCUCUCGGCUCCUGCUCUCGUGCGAGUCCAGUGUGCGCUUUCUCUAUAUGCUGACGAAACCUGAGGCGAUGAGUGAAUGGGUUGAGUCACGGCGGAAACGUGCAGACACAGUGACCUUGAUCCACAGAGCAGAAGUGACAAACUCAAGUCUUGUUUGUAGGCACAAGCUGAAUGUAUCCAUACAGUUCAAAUAUAUGCAAAAUUAUGACAAUCAAUCAUUACACUGGAGACAUUUUCUGAUCCAAAUCUUGUCUAUGCUGCUGCUUUGUUAUUGUUGUUUAUUUGCUCUGUAUACACGUCGUAUAUCCUGUUUACAGAGCACCCUCGCCUUAAAGCACUGUUUGUGACUGUUGAUUGUCAGUGGCCUUCUUUAUGCUGAGUAUAGAGUUGAUUUACAAGGCUUCUUUCUUGUGUUGUUGCACAGCAGAUGUCCAGAAAUCACACAGCAGCAAAAAAAGAAAAAAAAAAAACGCAGAAAUAUUAAACUUGGAGACAAAACAGG